AUGGCAAAGAUCGAUGUGCACCAUCAUUUCUACCCCCCGGCCAUGCGUCAAGCCUUGGACCGCGCGGGAGACCAGGACAUGGCACGGCAGAUGAAGGUGACCACCACCAUUCUCUCUGUCACUGCACCGGGGCCAGGAAUCGAGCCUGAUGCUGCUAAAGCUGCUGCCCUGGCGCGCAGCUGCAAUGAAUCUGCCGCCGCCAUUCGGGAUGCUCAGCCGCACCAAUAUGGCUUUUUCGCCUCGGUGCCGUCCCUGUUCGAUACAGGGGCCGUCUUGAAGGAAAUCGACUACGCCUGCACCACUCUCCAUGCCGAUGGAGUCACUCUAUUUACCCGCUAUGGCAAGGGGCCCUAUUACCUAGGGCAUGCAGCCUUUCGACCCAUCUGGGCCGAUCUCAGUCGCCGCGGUGCCGUGGUCUUCAUCCACCCGACGCAUCCAGUUGAUACGCAGCUCGUCAAUACCUGGCUACCGCAGCCCAUGUUUGACUAUCCGCAUGAGACUGGCCGGGCCGCCAUGGAUUUGCUAACUAGUGGCAUUUUACGAGACUAUCCGGGAUGCAAGAUCAUCCUCUCCCACGCGGGCGGGACAUUGCCGUAUCUCAUCCAUCGGGCAGCUACUAUGCUGCCCUUGAUGCCACGCACGCUCGGUCUGUCAACUGAAGAGCUGGUAGAGGCUGCCCGGACCUUCUACUUUGACACGGCUAUCUCAUCAAACCCGGUCACGUUAAAGGCGCUGUUCGAGUUCGCUGCACCCGGCCAUGUGCUCUUUGGCAGUGACUUCCCAAAUGCACCGCAUGGUGCCAUCCAACGCUUCACGAACUUUCUAGAGGCGUAUGAGCUUCCGGACGAGACCAGGCGACAAGUGGAUAGCGGGGCAGCAUUGGAGUUGUUUCCGCGACUGAAGGGUAUCCCGGAUAAGGCGAGGCUCUGA
Penicillium concentricum is the source of this 930-nucleotide messenger RNA. RefSeq names its product amidohydrolase family protein. The record is from RefSeq and is a predicted model, not a curated record. Gene Ontology annotation, biological process: secondary metabolic process. Lineage: Eukaryota; Fungi; Ascomycota; Eurotiomycetes; Eurotiales; Aspergillaceae. The transcript is spliced from 3 exons. The coding region runs from base 1 to 930 and encodes 309 amino acids. Gene Ontology annotation, molecular function: carboxy-lyase activity; hydrolase activity. Gene Ontology annotation, cellular component: cytoplasm; cytosol.